CGUGGAGCCAUUGAUUAUUUAGAAAUCAGUAAGGAGUUUGAUACAGUCAUUCUGCAAAACAUCCCCAAAAUGACGCUCUUCAAUAAAACGGAGGCUAGAAGAUUUAUUACUCUGGUGGAUACUUUCUACGAUAAUAAGGUUCGUUUAGUCUGCUCAGCAGCUGCCAAACCUAAAGAAUUAUUUAGUGCUGGAAAUAUGAGUCAGAAAAACUUUGAUGACAACAGAAAUCUUAUGGAUGAUUUAGGAAUUCAAGAGAAAUCAGACUUGGCCGCCGCCAGUAUAUUCACAGGAGAGGAGGAGCUGUUUGCCUUUGAGCGGACCGUGUCCAGGUUAACAGAGAUGCAGACAGAAGAAUACUGGAACCUGAGAGACUCCAAACUUAGUUGAUAAAGUGGGAUUUUAGGAAAUAUUACAUUUUUUAUUUAAUUUACAGGAUGACGAUAAUUAAAGACUGUGAUUAUUUUAAUGAUAUUAAUUUUCUGUGAUGUUAUCUUUUAGCAGCACAUACAAAUAUAACCAAUUUUAUCAGGGAUUGAAAUUUACACACAUGAUUUACAAAACAGUGAUAAGGACGUUGUUGAAUGGCAAAUUAUAUCAGCAGAUAAUUUUACAUUUUUUAUAGCCCAAUUGCAAUUAUUUGCUUU
Messenger RNA from Saccostrea cuccullata (small rock oyster), 644 nucleotides. RefSeq names its product AFG1-like ATPase. Gene Ontology annotation, cellular component: mitochondrion; cytoplasm. Gene Ontology annotation, molecular function: ATP hydrolysis activity; ATP binding. Bases 70 to 387 code for a protein of 105 amino acids. The record is from RefSeq and is a predicted model, not a curated record. The transcript has 3 exons. NCBI's taxonomy places the organism in Eukaryota, Metazoa, Mollusca, Bivalvia, Ostreida, Ostreidae.